Dujonia railenensis is the source of this 1803-nucleotide messenger RNA. Lineage: Eukaryota; Fungi; Ascomycota; Pichiomycetes; Serinales; Debaryomycetaceae. The record is from the annotation of a GenBank genome assembly.
AUGCUGUUGGGGCUCGGACUCUCAAAUAAAGAUUUGUUAACUUGGUGUGAUGAUCUUCACAAUUUGAAAGGAAGUGUUUCGCAAUUUCAGUCAUCACUAAACACGAUACUAACAAAAGCACCAACUUCAAUUGAUUUCCAGUUGCUCGAUAAAGAAAUAAAUCUGAACAUAAAUUCUCCGAUUCACCAACAACAACUGCCUAUAAUUGAAAAGACGAAGAGUUUGUUGAGUACGCCACAGGCAAAGGUUGGGGUGAAACUAAAAGAAUUGUAUAGCAAUGAUUUGUUACCAUUCUUAGCUUUGCUUAAUAAAGUUAACUUUAAAUCGCCAAAGAGUGAUAAAUGGGUUGCGUACUUGAACGACUAUGUUCCUCCGAAAGGAAUUGGUAAGGAACUGCUUAAGUUCAUUAAGAAAGAUGGUAAAGACAAGACAACUGGUUCUAAAACAGUUAAACUGGCAACUUCUGUGUAUCCUCCUUCGCUUCUUCCAAUCGAAGAUUCCAAAUUAUUGUCCUUGGUAUUGACAGACAAAUCCUUUAGGCAGCCUUCGGAUUUCAUUGAACUGUCUUCAUUGGAUGAUUUCAGCAACAAGCAUAAUGCCAAAUUGGCGACCAAAGGUAGAAAAGUUCUUGAGCAUGCUCUUCUCGAGAUUUUGGAUGAGAAAUUUCCAAAUAUACAAGAAAAUGACUUAGCAUUGCUUCAAUUCAAGUUGAUAAACCCUACCAUCCUUACAAAGUUCCUGUUUGGUUAUGAUCUUGUGAAUUAUUUAAAAUAUUCUAUCUCGGUAGAUGGAGUAAGCAUCAAGGAUAAAAUGAACAUUAUCGGUAAUGUUUUUUUAGCUUACAUUGGAGCGUUAACCUCCAAACUGAAAGCUAGCCCAGAGUUUUCAUAUACUUUCGAGGAUAUUAAAAUUUGGAUAUCAAAGCUUUACAAUCCAGUUAUAGAGGAAAUAUAUGAAACCAUAAAAUCGAAUGGCUUAUUUCUGAAGCCUUUGGAAGGUCUUGCCAAGAGUGAAUUAGAUUACUUAUUUGGAAGCAAGAUAAAUUACAAGGUAAUCGAGAUUGAUCUGAUCUUUGUUGUUGAGGUAAGGAUCGGAGAUCAGUUGGUAGGCACUGGUACAAGUAGUAAAAGUGCAGAAGAUGGUAAGAUUAAGGCCGCACAAGAGACAUUUAACAACAAGUCCUUAUUAGAUGAAAUUCUAAUCAAGGAGGAGAAUGAAAGGAAAGAAAAGGUUGUGGUACAACAAGGUCAUACCAAUGGAGACACUGAAAUGGCUACAGGAGAGGAAGAAUACGAGCCAAGCUUUGAACCAGAGGAGAUCCCAACUGAGCAAGUUGCGACAAAUCAAAAAGGUGAAAGAGCGGCGGUUAAUCAAUAUGGAGCACCUCCUCCACUACCAGGACGAGAAGCGGCAGACACCCAAGAUUCCAUUCAGCUGUCCACCAAGGCAACAUUUGCAAAGAAGAACUUACAUUCAAUACUUGGAAAGCAUGGGUUGGUACCUAUAUACAAGUAUUCUAAACAUAACAAAGAGCAUAUGGUUACCAUUAUGGUAGACGAUGUGAUUUUGGCAAGAGCAUCAGCGAUUAACAAGAAGAUUGCAUCGCAGAAUGCAGCAUUGACCGCCAUGGGAAACAAGGAGACAUUAGAGGCACUAUUCACGAAGGCGGAGACACCUUCAUCAGCACUGCUGGUAAGAACCGACAACGGAGAUAACAUGGAGAAAACGAGUCGCAUAAUAAAGAGUCCCACUCCAAAUGGGUUACCAAACCUCCCUCCAAUUCCACCAAGGAGUACAUUCUAG